Molecule: messenger RNA, 1083 nt
Organism: Schistocerca nitens (vagrant locust)
Lineage: Eukaryota; Metazoa; Arthropoda; Insecta; Orthoptera; Acrididae
Product: dehydrogenase/reductase SDR family member 11-like
Exons: 8
Coding region: 1-1083 (360 amino acids)
Source: RefSeq, a predicted model, not a curated record
AUGGAGCGGUACGCAGGUCGCGUCGCCCUGGUGACGGGCGCCAACUCCGGCAUCGGAGCCGCCACCGCACGGGCGCUGCUCAGGAGGGGGCUCGAGGUCGUCGGCCUCGACAAGAGGAUCGACAGGGUCCAGCAACUUGCUCGAGAACUGAAGGACGCUCCGGGUACGCUCUAUCCGUUGCAAUGUGACGUCAGCUGCGAGGACAAUGUUCUACGCGCCUUCAAAUGGAUCAACGAGAAUUUAGGAGGGGUCGAUGUUCUUAUCAACAGCGCCGGCGUUUGCAGAGAGAACCUUCCAACAACUGGUCAGACAGCCGAGUGGCGGCACACACUGGACGUCAACGUCCUGGGGCUGUCCGUCUGCACGAGGGAGGCCGUCCAGAGCAUGCUGGACAGAGGAGUCGACGACGGCUUCGUCAUCCACAUAUGCAGUAUAGCUGGCCACAUCAUGCCAUUCGAUCCAUUGUACUCCAUGUACUACGCCAGCAAGCAUGCUGUCAAGGCUCUGCUUGAAGGACUGAGGAAGGAUCUGGUUGCCAGGAAGAGCAACAUACGGUGUGGGGAAAUAUCGCCAGGAAUUGUGAAAACAGCUAUAUAUAAUAACUUAAAAAAGUAUUCGCUUGUAGCACUGGAAAAUAUGCAUACGCCUAUGAUGGAACCUGAAGACAUAGCGGAUGCAGUUAUCUAUAUGUUAUCGCAACCUCCACAUGUUCAAGGGACAAAGAAGCUUCCAAGGAAGUUGGCGGGCAAGAGAGCGCGGCCAAUUAGAGGUUUCAUUAACUGCCGGAGGUGGGCAGAAGCAGACCUGCUGGCUCAACGGAACGUGGGGGUGGAGUCCGCAGCACUGCGUGACGUCACUGAGAGCAGGUCUUCUGAAGCAAUCGGUUCCAAGAGAUCUAAUUUGAGUUGCGAGUAUGGACCAAGGGAUAUAUCGGGAGUGAGCGACCCCCGGAAACAGCAAGCACAAGACGAACUGGCUGUUCGUGGGCGGUCCAUAGAAGGCAGUUCACGUGACUACAGAUGCAUGCUGCGCAGAGCGUUUGCCCAGCCGCUUCUUUCGGCCCGGUGCAAUUCACCGAGGUGA